Molecule: messenger RNA, 910 nt
Organism: Epinephelus moara (kelp grouper)
Lineage: Eukaryota; Metazoa; Chordata; Actinopteri; Perciformes; Serranidae
Gene: krtcap2
Product: keratinocyte associated protein 2
Exons: 5
Coding region: 132-542 (136 amino acids)
Source: RefSeq, a predicted model, not a curated record
UUGUCCCACCUGUCAUUUGGUCCGGGUUGUGAGGUUUUUAGUUCCUAGAGCCGGGACACUUAGCUGGCUUCACCAAGUUAAACCUAAUUCACCUCGGCGUCACUACAGGGACUCUAAAUUAACAGUAAACCAUGGCAGUGAACACCGGCACGUCUUUAGUGCUGUCCAGUCUGCUGUCCGUGCUGGUAUUUGCUGGCAUGCAGAUGUUCAGUAAGCAGCUGGGGUCGACUGAGUGGCUCACCAUCCUGGGAGGUUUCCUGGGCUCAGUCCUCUUCCUCUGCUCCCUCACUGCAUUUAAUAAUCUGGAAAACCUGAUUUUUGGGAAGGGAUUCCAAGCCAAGAUAUUCCCAGAGAUUCUGCUGUGCCUGUGCCUGUCGCUGUUUGCCUCUGGUUUGGUACACCGCGUCUGUGUCACCACAUGCCUGAUAUUCUCCCUCUUCGCCCUGUACUACAUCAACAAAGUAUCUGCCGCUCUGUACCAAGCAGCUGUUCCCGCAGUAACACCAGCCAAAGCUGCCAGCAAGGGCAAAAGGAAGAACUGAUGAAUCCGUUUGAUCCCACUUGCAUCCAGUGAAGCAGUUGCAUAUUUUAUAAUAAUGUCUUACAUCCAUUACCCUUAGUGCACUUCUGCGGGCUUUUUAAAGAUCACUCGGAAAGUGAUGAUCAGUUCAGUGACUACGAGUUUGUAACCAUUAUACGCGCAUAGUUAUUUUUUUACAGUGAUCUCUAAUUGAAUUAAGGCCAUGAAAAAAAGCAGCUAUCUACAUUCCACUGACGACAUUUUCCUCAGCACUGUUUUUACACUGAUUGCAACGAGAUUGAAUCACACCAUCACGUUAUCUGUUCAUUCAUCAGCGCAUCAAGUUGCUUUUUUGUUUAAUUCAUUUUGUAAUUAAACUUUGGAAAAGAC